Molecule: messenger RNA, 2131 nt
Organism: Aptenodytes forsteri (emperor penguin)
Lineage: Eukaryota; Metazoa; Chordata; Aves; Sphenisciformes; Spheniscidae
Gene: ACOT11
Product: acyl-CoA thioesterase 11
Exons: 16
Coding region: 10-1818 (602 amino acids)
Cellular component (GO): extracellular exosome
Molecular function (GO): lipid binding; thiolester hydrolase activity
Source: RefSeq, a predicted model, not a curated record
CUCUUAAAAAUGGUCAAGGAAAAUAUUGUAGUCCCUGAAGAGAUCUUGAGCUUCUGUUGCAAUGGCCUCCAGGGCUCGACCUCUCCGCUGCGUGUCCAGGAGCCAGGGGAGCGGGAGGAGGUGCCGGGGGCCAUGGCGAGCCCCUUGCCCACCCGCAACCCCACUGAGGUGCAGAUGAGCCAGCUGGUGCUGCCCUGCCACACCAACCACCGCGGCGAGCUCAGCACCGGCCAGCUGCUCAAGUGGAUCGACACGGCCGCCUGCCUCUCUGCCGAGAGACAUGCUGGGUGCCCAUGCGUCACGGCUUCCAUGGAUGAUAUCUAUUUUGAGCAUACCAUUAGUGUUGGGCAAGUUGUCAACAUCAAAGCCAAAGUGAACCGAGCCUUUAACUCCAGCAUGGAGGUGGGCAUCCAGGUGAGCUACGAGGACCUGUGCAGCGGGAAGCACUGCAGCAUCUGCAAGGCGUAUGCCACCUUUGUGGCGCAGGGUCCCUCCAACAGCAAGGUGAAGCUGAAGCCACUGACCCCGCAGACGGAGGAGGAGAAGACAGAGCACAGCAUUGCUGCCGAGCGCCGCCGCAUGCGGCUGGUCCACAAGGACACCCUCAAGGACCUCCUUAUCCGCAGCCCCCGUGAAACCGAGCUGGAGACACGGGACGGCAGCGUGGCGGUGCCGGCGGAGAAGACACGGGUGGAGAGCGUGGAGCUGGUGCUGCCCCCACAUGCCAAUCAUCAGGGAAACACCUUCGGUGGGCAGAUCAUGGCCUGGAUGGAGAAUGUGGCCACCAUCGCAGCCAGCCGGCUGUGCCAUGCCCACCCCACGCUGCGGGCCAUUGAGAUGUUCCAUUUUCGGGGACCAUCGCAAGUCGGGGACCGCCUGGUGCUCAAAGCCAUCGUCAACAACGCCUUCAAAAACAGCAUGGAGGUGGGGGUCUGCACUGAGGCGUACGGCCAGGAGAUGUCCGUCAGCCGAAGGCACAUCAACAGCGCCUUCAUGACCUUCGAGGUGCUGGACCAGGAGGGCCGGCCCUGCACCCUGCCAAUGGUGGCACCUGAGCCGGGGGACGGAGAGAGGAGGUACAGAGAAGCCAGCGCUAGGAAAAAAAUUCGGCUGGACCGAAAAUACGUCGUCUCCUGCAAACAGACUGAGGUGCCGCUCUCUGUGCCCUGGGACCAAAGCAACAAGGUUUAUCUGAGCUACAACAACGUCUCUGCGCUGAAGACACUUGUAGCCAAAGCGAACUGGGCACUUGCCAGAGAAAAGGAAAAGGUGCGGAUGUACACGCUGGAGGAGGACAAGUUCCUUUCCUUCCGCAUUGAGAUGUCAGUCCGCAUCGCGGCCAGCCGAGCCUUCUCCCUGCUCUCCGACCUGCGGCGCCGGCACGAGAGGAACAGCCACUAUGCGAGCGCCGAGCUCGUCCAGCAAGUAGACGACGACGACAUGAUCUACCAUGUGGUGAGCCAGACACUCAGCCGCGAGAACAAGCCGCAGGACUUCGUCAUCCUGGCGUCCCGACGAAAACCCUGCAGCAAGGGGGACCCCUACGUGGUUGCCUUUCGGUCAGUGACGCUGCCCACCCACCCCGCCAGUGCUGGCUUCACACGGGGGGAGACGCUCUGCUCUGGUUUUUGCAUUUGGACAGAGUCGGAUGACACAAGCAAGGUGGCUUACUACAACCAGGCUACGCCAGGGUACCUCAACUACGUCACCACCAACGUGGCGGGACUGUCCUCCAACUUCUGUGCCACCUUUGAAGCCUGCGAGAAGUUCCUGCUGAAGAACAAGGAGGACCUGAUCGUGCGGCUGCAGGACCUCUAGAGCCAUGGCACCCCUGCUGACAGACAGACAGACAGAUGAGGGGGCACCUUGGUGGUGGAAGGGGACAUGGGAUGGUGGUGGCCCGAUCCUGCCUCCCCGGUGGCUUUGGCCCGAGUAAGGUCCCAGGGCCUGGGGUGGAGGGGCAUGACAGUACCACCUCACCCCUUGCACUGACAUGUCAUGACUUUUCUUCUUCUUCCUUUUUUUUUAUUUAGAAAUUUUAUAAGCUGAUGUACAGGACUUGGUUUUCUAGUUCACUUAACGCUACUUGAAUCUUUAUACGAUCUAAAGUCUUCCUAAAACAGAUUUUUUU